GUCAAUUGGCAAUUGCCAUCAAUAGCCUGGACUCUAAGGUGGACCUGCUGAUCACUAAGGUGGAACAGCUGACACUAAGGCUUGAGGUCUUGGAACAGGCCCUUGAGAGGCCCCGCGUUGCUGCCCCUUCGGAAUCGGCCGUGUCUGCGGCAGGCUCCAAAAGCUCUCAGUACGACGGCCUUGCUGAGCAGAUCCCUCCUCUUCCUGGCUGGGUUUUGGACCUUUGUGUUUCUCUGCAAGACUGCUCUCUCACAAAGCGGGAGCGAGCAGAACGAGCCUGGGAGUCAGGCACCUGGGCUAGAUUUGUUUUGGAGGGCCAGAUCGGUGUUCCACGUCCAUCAAAGCCUAUCGAGCUGCCCAACAAGAUCUACGUCGUCCUGCGAGCUCCGGGAUACAGCUGCCCUCUCUUUUGUGAAUCGGCAGCGACCUACCGUGCAGUGGUCAGGGAGUUCAAAGGCACUCUCUCGCACGGGUUUCCGUCUCGUACUGAGCAGAACCCAGCGGCUGUUUACCUUUUGAAUGUGAUCUCAGAAGAGGCGGAAGAUGUAUGCACAUGCCAUGCAUUGGUUCUUAUGAAGCGAGAAGGUGGAGUCCUUCUCGCUCUACCAGCAGGCGCCCUUCCUAUGGACACUUUGCAAGCAGCUGUCGAGGCAGACCCUUUCACAAUGUAUGGGCCCCACAUCCAAACAAGUAUAAGGCUCAUGGGUCCGGGAGUGGAUACCGAGUCAGAGGAUGUGGAGGUCCUGGUGAUCGAUGCAGAUGGCGCGGUCCUGGCACAUUUGAUGCCUUUGCCAGACCCUGUGCCAGACAAUUUUGUGUCUUUUGGUCCAGACCCUGCACAGCUCCCAGAGUUCAACGGGCUUCUGCAGUUCACAAGGGAAUGGAUUGCCGGUAUGCAGGACGAGCAAACCAUGGCCUUCUACUCUGCGGUCGAAGAACCUCAGCAGAAUGGUCAGGGGGAUCCAGCUUCUCCUACAGCCACAGCAGGUCCAAAAGCAGCCACAAAGCAGAAGGCGAAACGUACAACCACCACUGCCCUAGCAGAUCAGUUGGCUCAGGUCGCAGAUGUUUUGCCCCAGCUCACCAAGCAAAUCAUGGCCCUGCAGAGAGAUCAGGAAGAGAUGAGGUCUCAAAUGGUUUUGCAGUCUCAGGCAGUUCCGCCGAGGGCCAGUCAGGUUCCAGUCUCCGCCCCAUUGAGGAGCUUUGCAAAGAUGAUGGGGAGCCCUCCAAGGACGAAGGUGAAGAUGUCUCCUCCAUUAGGAGCUGCAGAGAAGGAAACCCAGGAGGAGGGGCUCCCUCUAGAGGAUGCAGAAGGCCAACUGAGCCCGGGCGGAGGUUUCUUAGCCCAAGCUGUCCUGGAGCAGUCGAAGGCCCUCACGAACCUGGUUUCUCAACUUCAGACAGGAGGAGAUCCCUUGCUAGAUGGGCAAGCAGGGCCAUCCAACAUAGCUUUGGGGUCAAGAGGGGCUCAAGGGCGCGAAAAGUUGCAGAUGGAGCUAUCCACAAGAUCAGGAGGAUUUUUCCUGGCGGUGUUGCAGAACGCUUUCAAGAGGAUGCGGCCAGCAGCAAAGAUCCCAGUCUCAAUUGCGGCCGCCCAGGAAAUGGACAUAUCCAUGGUGACUUACUUGGAGAAGUUCGGUGGCUACGGGCAGUCGCGAGAAAUGGGAUUGGUCCAGUACUGCCUGGCCCACAUCUUCGACAAUGCGCUCCAGAACGACAUGGAUGGGGUGAGGGAGCACAUCGCUCUCCUGAUGACUGCAGUGGAGCAGGCGGUUCAGGAUGGCAACAAGUGGGAGUUGGCCUACCAGCUGACUCUGCUGGAGGAGCCCCCCUCUCAGAUGUGGGCUUACCGCCACUCCAUCACCCAAACCAGGCUGAGGGCUUUUGCCCCGUUGUGCCCGCAACGAUGGGCCACAGUUGCGUUGGCCUACGCGAAAGAAGUGGAUUUUAUACAAAAUCGGAAGAACGAGAUGAACAAGAGAUCCACUCCAUCUCAGCCUUCGCAGGAGGGCAAGGAGGAAAUGCAAACAGCAGGAAAGAAGAAGAGGACUGCGAAGUCCGGGAGGGAGGAUGGGUAUCAUGACAGAGCUCUGACGGAGCGAGCGCCAUGGCCUGAUUCUGACGAAGGCCAAAAGGAAAGCCAUGCACCUGGACCUGAAUUUGAUGCAUCUUCCUUGGAGGGAGUUCCAAUCAGUGUCUGGACAAAUGGGCACAUUAGAAGGAUCUUGCGCUCCAGGACAACUUUCUCACUUUAUUUGCUGAGGUCCUUCACCCUUUGCCGUGAGAGAUCGAGCUCUCUCGCAACCGCCUUGUUCCCCAUCCCUGUGCCAUUUUUGGGUGUUUGGGAUUGUGGCCUGAAGAAGAUGAACGCUGCAGCACGGAGGUUGGCUGCAAAGAGGAAGCUUUUGCAUGUAGCCGUGAUGGCUCUCAAUUUUAUGCAUGACAGAGCUCCUUUGAAAAGUUUGGGGCUUCUUCAGAGGCGUCCGGCCUUGCACCACAUUGCUGUGUAUGAGAGGCUGAUGACGAUCAUCAAGGCGAGCGUCCUAUCCGAAGUUGCUACAAUUGCGAGGUGUGGACGGAAGAGCCAUCAAUUAGAUGCAAGGAUUCACGAGCUGUACAAGGUGCUUGUAGAUGAGGGCCUUACUGAAAAAUCAAAGUACCACCAACUCAGCUCAGAAGCUCCUGUUGACCUUUGCAAUGACAAGGCAGAAGAGCUUCGGCCCUAUCGUUCCUUGGAUGCCUCUCGUUUGAAGAUUACAGGUCAGGGCCAGUGGGACUGCAGGCCUUUCAUGGGAAGCUUGCUGUAUAUGCCAUUUGUGGAGCCACGUUUCAAUGAGUAUGACAUUGUUCCCCCUGAUGACAUGUGUCCUGAUGUUCGACAUGAAGAUCCAUACGAGGUCGACAAGUUGGCAAAAGUUUGGGAUGCAAAAGGCCAGAACUUCAGAGAGGGGCGCCUUGGCCAUGGACCCUCUCAUGAUCUUCUCACUGGAGUCUCUCUCUUGCAGAUCAUGCCAAAGCGUUUUGAGGAGGGCCUAAAGGGGUACGUGACAGACCGCAGAGAUUUCUACCACCAGUUUCAAGCAACGUGGGAAAGGAGUUUGACGAACGUGGUCUAUCCUUUGAGGCCCUUGUCAGGUUUCAGAGAGCUUGAUGCGUUUGAGAGAUGCUUGGAAGUUUUUGGGAAGAAGAGGAGGAAACAUGAUCGUUUCAUGUCAGGAGACUUUCUCCAUGGAAAGAGGCGCAGCAUUUUGGUGGAAGAAGGCUCAAAGGUUGCAGUUUCAUUUGGGUCUCUUUUUCAAGGUGACCACCUUGGUGUUGAGUUUGCAUGUGAUGCUCAUCAAAACCUGCUCCUUCACUACGGCUUGCUCAACCCGACAUGCAGGCUGACAGCUUCUCAAGCAAUUUUGGAUGAUACAGUAGUAGAAGGUUUGGUCAUUGAUGACUACUUCGUUGUUGCCAAGCAUGUCCUUGGAGAAGCUUUGAAAACGUGUGGCGGGCAUGAGCGCCUUGUCCAAGCCAAGGCAGCCUAUGAGGAGCAGAACAUCUAUGGGUCAGAUGACAAAGAUGUUUGGGGUGAGAAGGUCUUCAAAGUUGUGGGUGCAGAAAUUGAUGCGCGCGAUGAGCUGGUGAGAAAAGGUGCGGUGUUGUGUGGAGUCCCAGCUGACAAGAGGAUGGCUUUGGCAUCUGUAUCGGCUUUGGUGUGCUCAUGGCCCUGCACCUCUGACAGCUUGCACCCCAGCAUUGUUGGGUCUUUGGUUUCUGCAUUGAUGUUCCGCAGACCUUUGAUGGCCAUCCUGAAUGAAGUUUUCCACGUGAUCCCUGCGCAUGAGCUUGAUCCUCUUCGCCCUGUGCUCAGAAAGCUCCCUCGGAAGGCAGCACAAGAGUUUGCGCUGGCGGCUGCUCUCUGUCCUAUCAUGGUUUCAAACUUGGCAGUAGAUGUGGAUAGCAAGCUCUACGCGACAGACGCUUCCAAUAGUAUGGGAGGUAUUGCCUCCACUGAAGUCCCUGACCAUGUGGCAAGGUUUCUCUGGAGAACUGCAGACAAGAAAGGGGCCAACAUCCCGAUUCUGUCCCGUAUUCAAGCCUUGAUUGCUACGUACGAAGAAGCUCCAGAGGAUUCACACUUGAUGUUGCAGCCAGGAGGGGACUGUGAACAGGUGCCCAGACCUAUUGGAUUGAGGUUUGAUUUCAUUGAGGUUUUUGGAGGAGCAGGGGUUGUGACGAAGUACUUGUGUCAGAUGAACGUCGUUUGCGCCCCUGUCAUGGACAUCUCAUUUAGCCUGCAGUAUGACCUCAUGGAUGUCAGAGUUGUGGAGUGGCUCAUUUUCAUGUUGGAGUCAAAGAGGAUACAUGCAGUGCUUUUGGCACCGCCUUGCACUACGUUUUCUCCAGCUGCUUAUCCUCCUUGCAGGUCGUAUGAGAACCCAUUGGGCUUCAACAGAAGUGAGUUCAAGGUCUACCAUGGAACCAAGCUUGCACAUGCCUCUCUUUGCAUCAUGUUCACGACUAUGCGUACAGACUCUUUAGGCCUUUUGGAGCAGCCGAGACGUUCAAAGAUGCGGUGGCUCGCUACCUGGAAGCGACUGGUGGAAAUGGGCAUGGAGGAGCAUUUUCUGGCUAGCUGUUCUUUUGGGAGCAUUCACAUGAAGGAGUUUUGUUUUGCGGCCGUGAACAUGCAAGCUGAAAGCCUUGAUAGGCCAUGCACAAGGGAUCACAACCACAUCAAGAUUGAAGGCAAGUUCACCAGACCUUCAGCUACGUAUGUGGAUGGAUUAGCAUAUGAGCUUGCCUGCGUUUUCAAGAGGAACCUUGAUGCCAUGCACAAGGCAUUGCAAGCUACCGAGGUUGCAGUUGAGGGCCUUGAGGAUCCAGUGUCAAAUGACGUUGCUCUUGCCUAUGAAUGGAAGGUCGAAGACAGCUGGAGAUGGAAGGGCAGUUCCCAUAUCAAUGUUUUGGAAACUGCCAGCACUUUGAGACUGAUGAGAAGGCUUGCGCGUGGAGGAGGAGAUGUGCGUGCCACCUAUCUGGGUGACUCCCAUGUGUCACGCUCUUGCAUGGCCAAAGGGAGGCUCAUGCCAGCCGAUCAUCCUUCCAGAGGUGCCAGUAUUCCUCCUCCAGUCCCGGCCUCAAUUGUCAAGUGCAGAGACUCUAGGCAGGCGGCAAGGGCUGGAAUAGAACUGGGCGAUGGCAGGCGAACAACAGAAGCGACAGCUGCAGCAAGGACUGACCUUCUGUCUGUGCUGUGCAACUGGCUGGCUGAAAGGGAAACUGCUUUCGAAGAUUUGUUUCUUGCAAAUCCACCUGACCUGGACAAGAUCAACCAAGUUCUGACCGAAUAUGGCAGGUGGCUGUUCAAGAAAGGAAAGCCGUAUUACCAUUACAGCGAGACCAUUAACGCUGUAUCUUCGAGAAGGCCAAUUCUGAGAAGGGCUUUGCAGCAAGCUUGGGACUUAGCUUUCAUGUGGGGAUCCUAUGAACCUACGGAGCAUCAUGUGGGGAUGCCUUUUCAGAUCUUGCUGGCGGUGCUCAGCACGAUGCUGAUAUGGGGCUGGACCCGUGAAGCUGCUUGCAUGGCCUUAGCGUGGGGUUCAUUGCUACGAAUUGGAGAGGUGUUGAAUGCGACCAGGAAGGAUCUCAUUCUUCCUGAUGAUGUUGCUGGAUCAAUAUCCUAUACUCUGCUACGUAUCAAAGAACCAAAGACGCGCUUCCGUGCAGCGAGGCAUCAGGCAGGCAAGAUGGAACAACCGGAUCUGAUUUCUGUCGUGCAGCUGGGAUUUGCGAAGCUGAAAAACAGUGAGCCGCUUUGGCAUUUGCCAGGAGCAACACUGAGACACAGGCUUGAGAAAGUCCUAGCUGCUUUGGGUCUGCCAUAUCGCUCAGGUCAAAAGCCGAAAGCCUUGACACUGGCUUCGCUGAGUGCUGGAGGUGCGACGUGGCUCAUCACAGCGACAGAAUCAGCAGAUUUGGUGAAAAGGAGAGGAAGGUGGGCAUCCCACCGUAUCAUGGAGAUUUAUCUUCAAGAAGUGAGUGCAGCGACGUACCUGAAUGAUCUGGACCGACACGUGCGACAACAAGUGUUGGAAGCUAUGGAGCUUUUUCCAGAAGUUCUGCAAAAUGC
This is a messenger RNA of Cladocopium goreaui, 6118 nucleotides long. NCBI's taxonomy places the organism in Eukaryota, Dinophyceae, Suessiales, Symbiodiniaceae. The record is from the annotation of a GenBank genome assembly.